AUGAACGAGUUCCGGGUUGAACGGGUAAUUGGAGGGACAUUGGAGACACUUGUUGCACAUCUCCCGUUUGUGGAUCAGUCUCACCUUAGCAUCCGACGACCGUGCGUGCACGUCCAAUUGGAACAGGAAGACAUAAACAAUGACAAGGUAUCUGCACUGGGACUGUAUCGUCCCAUCGUGACUUCAGAUACGAGGAGGCGAGCGAUCCCACGUGGACCGUGGUUGCGGUGCUACCGUCUGUAG
Molecule: messenger RNA, 243 nt
Organism: Peronospora matthiolae
Lineage: Eukaryota; Oomycota; Peronosporomycetes; Peronosporales; Peronosporaceae
Source: the annotation of a GenBank genome assembly